AUGGCCGGCCGGAGCGGCGGCGGCGGCCCGGGCGCCCUGAACGAGGACAACGCGCGCUUCCUGCUGCUGGCCGCGCUCAUCGUGCUCUACCUGCUGGGCGGCGCCGCCGUGUUCUCGGCGCUGGAGCGGGCGCACGAGCGCCAGGCCCGGCAGCGCUGGGAGGAGCGCCUGGCCAACUUCAGCCGCCGCCACGACCUGAGCCGCGACGAGCUGCGCGCCUUCCUGCGCCUCUAUGAGGAGGCCAUCGCGGCCGGCAUCCGCGUGGACCACGUCCGCCCGCGCUGGGACUUCACUGGCGCCUUCUACUUCGUGGGCACCGUCGUGUCUACCAUCGGAUUCGGAAUGACGACUCCAUCGACCGUAGGAGGAAAAAUUUUCCUGAUCUUCUAUGGCCUCUUUGGGUGCGCAAGCACCAUCUUGUUCUUCAACCUCUUCCUGGAGCGCCUGAUCACAGUCAUUGCAUACAUCAUGAAGUUAUGCCACCAGCGACAGCUCCAGAGACGAGGGACGCUGGCCCAGGAGGGCCUCCAGGACCCGAGGAAGGCUGAAGUGGACAGGCUGGCCGGCUGGAAGCCGUCCGUGUACUACGUCAUGCUGAUCCUGUGCCUGGCCUCCCUCCUCGUCUCCUGCUGUGCGUCCGCCCUCUAUUCUCUCAUGGAAGGGUGGAGCUACUUUGACUCGCUCUACUUCUGUUUCGUGGCUUUCAGCACCAUUGGCUUUGGGGACCUUGUGAGCAGCCAGAAGACCCAGUAUGGCAACCAAAGCUUCUACCGCGUUGCCAACUUUGUCUUCAUCCUCAUGGGCGUCUGCUGCAUCUACUCCUUGUUCAAUGUCAUCUCCAUCCUCAUCAAACAGUUCGUCAACUGGAUCUUGAGGAAAAUGUGUGGUCGGUGCUACCAGCUCUGCCGAAGGAGACUCUUCCGGUCCCGGAGGAAUGUGGUCAUGCCGGGCGGUAUCCGGAAACGAUGCAACGUCUCCGUGGACACGGACGGAGUGAUGGACAGCGACACUGAUGGGCGGCGUCUCUCGGGGGAGAUGAUCUCCAUGAAGGACUUCUUGGAAGCCAACAAGGUCUCCUUGGCCAUCCUCCAGAAGCAGCUCUUUGAAACAGCCAAUGGCUACCCCCACCGGACCAGCACACUGUCCCAAGACAAUGAAUUCUCAGGGGGUGUGGGAGCCUUGGCAAUAAUGAACAACAGGCUGGCAGAGACAAGUGGGGACAGGUAG
Elephantulus edwardii (Cape elephant shrew) is the source of this 1227-nucleotide messenger RNA. RefSeq names its product potassium channel, subfamily K, member 13 (gene KCNK13). The coding region runs from base 1 to 1227 and encodes 408 amino acids. The record is from RefSeq and is a predicted model, not a curated record. Gene Ontology annotation, biological process: stabilization of membrane potential; potassium ion transmembrane transport. The transcript is spliced from 2 exons. Gene Ontology annotation, cellular component: membrane. NCBI's taxonomy places the organism in Eukaryota, Metazoa, Chordata, Mammalia, Macroscelidea, Macroscelididae. Gene Ontology annotation, molecular function: potassium ion leak channel activity.